CUCACUGGUCGACAGCAUGCUCACGGGCUCCAUCCCAGCCUUCCUCUCGGCCUUGACACAGCUCACAGAGCUGGCCAUGUAUAACAGUGCCUUCAAUGGGGUUAUACCUGAUACAAUCACAUCCCUCACUGCUCUACAGCGCCUCAUGCUAGCACACAACAACUUCACAGGCAGCAUUCCCAGCAGCAUCAGUGCGUUGAACAGCCUCGAGUACCUGGCCAUCGGAAAUAACCCCCUCUCAGGCUCUCUCCCCUCCUGCAAUACCU
Molecule: messenger RNA, 266 nt
Organism: Closterium sp. Naga37s-1
Lineage: Eukaryota; Viridiplantae; Streptophyta; Zygnematophyceae; Desmidiales; Closteriaceae
Source: the annotation of a GenBank genome assembly